This is a messenger RNA of Carcharodon carcharias (great white shark), 8589 nucleotides long. RefSeq names its product YOD1 deubiquitinase (gene yod1). Gene Ontology annotation, molecular function: cysteine-type deubiquitinase activity. Gene Ontology annotation, biological process: protein deubiquitination; endoplasmic reticulum unfolded protein response. The record is from RefSeq and is a predicted model, not a curated record. NCBI's taxonomy places the organism in Eukaryota, Metazoa, Chordata, Chondrichthyes, Lamniformes, Lamnidae. The transcript is spliced from 3 exons. The coding region runs from base 163 to 1080 and encodes 305 amino acids. Gene Ontology annotation, cellular component: cytosol; nucleus.
GGGAUAGAAGUUGCGGACGUGUUUAUGGGGUAGUUGCGCCUGCUCGGUUUUUCCGUGAAGAGGAACAGCAUUUAAUAAAGAAAGUUGAGUCGGUUGCUGGGAGUGGUUUACCAGGCCCGGUUACCAUUGAGACGCUGUUGUGGGCAUCUCACUUCCAAAGAAAUGACAAUGCUACGUUUACGAUGUAAAGCAAAGAAUGGAACUCACCUGAUGCAAGGGCUGACUUCAGCGUCCUGUGCCCAAGAGUUGAAAGAUAAAGUAGAAGAACUAACUGGAAUUCCAUGUGCACUACAAAAAAUCAUGGUGGGAUUUCCUCCAUCCAGCUUGGAUCUUCGUAAUGGAGAAAUGCCUCUCAAAGAUUGUCCUAUCAAAUCUGGAGAUACUUUGAUUGUGGAAGAGGAAAGGGAUACAUUGAAGAUCAAAGCCACCAUGUCAAAAUUUGGUGCUAAAAGCUCAGAUAACGAUACUUUCCCACAGCUGAUCCGGCAUGUUGUCCCUGCAGACAAUUCAUGUCUCUUCACGAGCGUCCACUACGUGGUAGAAGGUGGUGUUUGUGAGCCAACCUGUGCUCCGGAAAUGCGAAACCUGAUAGCACACAUUGUGGCAAGUGACCCUGAUUUGUACACAGAAGCUGUACUAGGAAAAAGUAAUUGGGAUUACUGCAAUUGGAUUCGACAAAAUGACACGUGGGGAGGAGCCAUUGAAAUCUCUAUUCUAUCCAAGUUUUACCAGUGUGAGAUCUGUGUAGUGGACACACAAACUGUUCGAGUAGACAGGUUUGGGGAGGAUAUAGGCCACAUGAAACGUGUCCUCCUGAUCUAUGAUGGGAUCCAUUAUGACCCAUUAGAACGACAGUUUGAAGAUUCUGAAACACCCGCACAAACCAUCUUCUCCACCGCUGAUGAUGUUGUGCUUACUCAAGCACUUGAGUUGGCAGACGAAGCUAGAAGGAAACGACAAUUUACUGAUCUGAGUAGAUUCACAUUGCGAUGUGUAAUCUGCCAAAAGGGGCUGGUGGGUCAGGUAGAGGCUAGGGAGCAUGCGAAAGAGACUGGACACACCAACUUUGGGGAGGUAUGAUAGCCAGAAAACUGUUAUCUACCUCACAUUCCUAGAAUCUACUGGGAUAAUUAAUCUCUAGAAAUGAAAUGGAAUAUUAAAGCAUUUUUUUACUCUAGGAUGAUUAAACGAUGAGCUGAUCAAAUUGUUGGUUGUUUGAAAAAUUGGCCCUCAUUCUUGAAUUCCUGUUUACAUGGUAGAAAUGGCAUUAGACUUCUCUCAUCCUAGUUAUUGUAUUUAACGAAAGAUUCAUCUUUUAAUAGAAGAUACACUUCCAAAUUUGAUAGCCAUUAAAAUUACUUUACCCAAUGGAGUAUUAGAUGCCUGAGAAUUCUGGUCACAAAUAUGUAAAUCAUCAGUGGUUUCUCUUAUAUCUUAAACUUGAGUUGUUUUCAUUCUGUAUAGGUAAAUACAUGCGCAAGUCUCACAUUUGGAAAGUCUUUAUUGCAGAAUAACUCUAGAAAAAUGAGCUGUAAACCUAUAAACUAAUUUGUUGUGAAUAUUCAUUUGAGGAUUCUUAAGAUUUAAAGUAGCCCAGUUGCUCCAAGGGAAAGUCUUUUUUGUGUUUUAACAAUUGUUUUGUGAUCAGCUCAUGGAAAUCACAGGUGCAUCCUUAAACAACUACCUUAACCCUGACUUGUGUUGACAAAUUCAGGAGUACUGUAAUCUUUUUAGAUAAACCAUUCUUUGAGUCAUUGCUAUUUUUCAAACAUUUUCCUAAUUACUUUGACAGCUAGCAGAACCUCCUUAGCUUCCAUGAGUAGGCCGAAAUUCCUCUGAACUGAAAUGUGCACCCCUUAUUUGUGUAAUGGGAUUGCGUAUCACAGGACUAAUAGUUAUCUGCUUAACUACAAUACAAUGCAACUGACACCUUAUGGAAUGCUCACCACGUUUUUGUCUACUUAAAACACAAUAGAUAUUACACUGUCAACAUAUUACAUUCAGGCUAAAAUUAAAAGUUUAUUUCCAAUUAUGAUUGCAUGGAAGCAGGAAAGACUGAUGAUAUGGAUACUUAAAUUAAUGAAAAUAGAAUCAAGAAUCAGUCCACAAAUAUUUUUAAAAGCUGCAUCUCUAUGGAAACAGUUUUUCAAUGAGUUUUCAGCAUGAAGUUUGUAAAUGAGCAACAAGAUUUCUAUUUUCCCACAUGAAACUCAAGUACUAAUUUUCAAAAUAAAACCAAAGGCCUGACAAAAAGCAGGUCUGUAGAUGACCCAGUCUGGAAGCCUUUAAUAAAUCAAGAUCAAAUACACAAUGAUGCCUCCUAUGCGUAGAAUACUUGACAAGCUGCAUAUGUAUUAAUAGUUUAUGUAUAAUCUGAUUCUCACUUAAGCCAAAUUUCAUUAGCAAAAUUAAGAUCCUCCCUGCAUCCUGAAGAUUUCUGGUUUUGGACUCUACCUUAAAAGAUUAGUGAGGAAAAAUGGCUCGUGUCUCAUUUAAAUUGUGAAUGAAUCAGGACCAUUUGAUAUAUUGGUCAUUCCCAGACAUAGACAAAGAAAUGCUUUCAAAAGUUAUAGCUUUCUAACACCAAUUUUAAAAGCUAACUUUUAAUUUACAUUUACUCCAAAGUAAUAUAAAUGUUAUUUGAUGCAGGACUAAACUCUUUUGAUCACAAGUAUGAUUUCUUUACUUAGUAUACACAUAAACCUGAAAGAAAUAUCAGCAUUAUUCCACUUGAAUGCUUAUAGAUUUUUUAAUAUUUAUGGGUUUGUUUUUAAAGAUUUUUAAAUUACUUUUAUGCAUGGUGAAACUUUAAUGAUAUAGCAAAAUUAAACAUGAAAUAAAAUCAAAAUGCUGGAAAUACUCAGAUCAGACAUCUAUGGUUCAGGUCGAUGACCUCAUCAGAACUAUUUCUGAUAUUACAAUUUUGCCUUAUCUGCCAAAUUUUAAGCCAUUUUCUGAAACUUGGUUUAGAAUUUAGUGUUAUUAACUUAAGCUGAGUUGACUGCAAAUAACAAAUCAGAUGUGAUUGGUCAGUUGGCAAAUGUUACCUUUAGCCAAUUGUCCUAAUGCUACUGCUAGCAUACGGAAGACUGCAGUUAGCUGUUAUUGUAACAAUUUCUUAUUACAAGGUCUGAAAGAUAUUUUUUCAGUUUUUCAUCCGGUACUAUUAAUUUGUAUUGCUAACUAAGGAAAAUGUAACCAUGUUACAUAAAUUGCAAUGGAAAUGCAUCAAUGUGCCAAAUAAGGUUAUGAUUUAUUAACUCAGCAAAAUGAAUGCAGAUCAUGCUCUGAAAUGGAUAACUCAUAUUUCAGGCCCUUUUAUAUCAAACACUCUUGAUUCAAAUAUAAUAUCCUUACAUACAGAGUAAUACUCUCUUUACUCAGAUGCAAUAAUGUGCCUUAUCCCCAAAUUGAGCACGUAUUGGGCUGCAUCUCAGAAGAACAGUGUAUUACUUUAUUUCUCAUGUCACUAAGUUAGUAUCAAAUUAAAAGCAGUUUUUCAUUAUAGAUACUUAUCCAAAAGGAACUGGAUUGAGUUGGUUGAAACCUAUUUUACAUGGCUAGCAGAUUGAAGACUAGAAAUGAAAAGCUACCAGAUUGUAGGCUAGAGAUGAAAAGCCAGGUUACGUUUUUGUGCCAGUUCACCCUUUGCAGUAACAUGUUUAUUGCCUAAAAACAUAUUUCUUUGAAGUACUUCAUAUUAGGCCAUAGAAGUUUAUAACAGAAAAGGAAGAGCCAUUGUGUCUUUGCUGAUCAAUCCAAACUAAUCAUUCUGCCCUGAUCUCACUUUUUCCUUAAAGGUAAAAUUAUCUAUCCCUCACUUUACAUGGUAUAACUCCAUGCUCCAUCAACCAAAUAACGAAUGUUUUUGCCAAUCUUCUCACACUUAGCAAUGGUUUUAAUUGAUGAGCCUUCAUGAGUCAGUAAAUUAUUGAAUUGUUAACAUUUCUGCUGGUAGCUUAAAUGUGCAUGAGACUCCUUUACUGUGCAUUUUGUAAACAGCUGUAGUACUGCUCAGAGCCUCCAAGUGGCAGUCUGAACUUGUAGAUGUAGAAAUCAAAUUUUAAGAGCGCCAUCAAUCAUUUUGUGGCACCAAGGCUUAAUACAAAGUCAGAUUUUGGUGAGGGGUGGGAGUGGUGUUUGUUUUACAUACAAAUUUGGAAUAACAUUAUUUAAGUAAUUUAAUUUUUGUCAUGCAGCUACUUGGGAUUAAUCAAUUGUGUACAAUAUUAUUCCAUUUUAUUAAAUGUUAUUCAACAUGAAGGACAAAUAUAUGAAAUAUUAAUUUAUUAGCAAAGCUACAUAUUAGCUUAAUAUUGAUCUAAACUAGUUUGGCCUCCUCCAAUGUUAACAUCUACAUGAUGCCCCAAAACCCUUAACAGCAUCAAUAUUGGAACAUAGUGCCUUUUUCAUUAAUAAAUGAUUCAAAAUUGUAAAUAAGCUUAGAGUAAAAGGAAAAUAUCUGUGCUUUUUAAUGAUCUGUACUUGAAAGAUGACGAGCAGGGAUUACUUUUAUACAGGUCACAUCCACAUUGUAACAGGGAUAGUUGGCAAAGUUGCUCAGUACUUAAUUAUACAGAGAUCACAUUAAAUUUGGGUUAUUAUUGCAUAAUAGUGAAUUUUUGACACUAGUAUAUUGAGUACUGUAUACAUACGUAUAUAUGCUGCCAGUAAAGCAACUAAUAACUAAAUUCCAGUUUUAAAAUUUUUAAUUGCUUGUUAGAGAUUUCUUUCUUGUACUAUGUGGAAAUAUAAAAACCCUCGGGUUCAGUUGGAAUACGUAUUCUCUCCUAUGAAUAUGUUCAGUUUAUUUUCCAACUAAUGCAGCUCAGCCCACGCAAUUCCUGUAUUUGCUGUAUUGAGUCAAUGUAUGAAUGCUGAGUUUAUUCUACCUAUUGAUGUAAUGUACAUCUACAAUAUAAAUUGUUAAAGUUUAAUGGAGAACAAAAAUAUAACAAUCAUGACUAGAAACCAUAAAUAUUAACUUAGAUGAUAAAUGACUCUAUCCUUUUACAUCCAAUGUGAACAUGAUCAUAAUGCAUAUUUUACAUAGGGAAAAAGUUAUAAAGAACUGGUUUCUUUUUUGAAAAAAAGGUCCUAUUGGAAUAAUCACAUGUUAUGUUAAUCUGGCUGUGUAAUAUUUGAAAAUAAACUUGAAUAAGUUUAUUAACUUAAUAUUAACAUUAACUCCAAUAUUAAUAUUAACUCCAAUUAACAUUAAUUAACAGUCUUACUUUCAUACUGAUAGCAAGAGCAUGCAAGAUAAUGUAUAGUUAAUAGUGUAGAGCAAGACAUCAUGCUUAACAGUAGGCUAAAGAAUUGCCCUGUGUCACCUUAGGUAAUUUCCUAGUUAGUAACACUUGUGGGGGCUUCCUUAUGAUAUUAUAGAAGAAUUUUUAUUUUCCCAAAACUGAAGUUGAGCAGUGAGUAGUUUAAGCCCGGGACAAGAGUGUUUUGCAAUGUUGUAUCAUGUGACAUCUUUGCAGUGAUAGAGUUUUGUUAAUUUAGCUGCUGGGAAUGGAGAUUGGUGCAAGAGUGACAAAAUUGAGUGAUUAAUUACAAAAUUGCCCACAAAGAUUAAACUUCUUCCCUAUAUAUUCUGACCCAAGUUAUGGCUUUACACUUGCUUCACUUUUGACCUUAUCUGUUAGUUGCAACAAUUUAAAGUUUUAAAGUCAGAACAGUGGAGGCUUUACAUAGGUUUACUCCAUUUACAAUAUUGUAAAUUAACUUCAGUUUAAAAAUUGCAAUUUCAUAUUUAUCAGAUCUUUGAGGUAUACUUGAAAAUUAAUUUAAAUUAUUUUAAAUGACUUGUCUAGUUUGUUGAAAGAAUUUCAAAUUAACUCAUGAACAAACAGAAAAUGGGACUUGAAUCCACCAGACAAAUCAGUGUAUUUGGCAAUGGAUUAACAUAUAUUUCAAUUGUAGUUUGUGCACACUAUAUGCCAAAUGCUGAUCCUAAUUUUUUAUAAACCUCCCCAACAAGCCUGUGUUUAAAGUACAGUAAGUACAUGUUAGUUGUAUAGUUGAACAAGUGUUUGUUGUGGACUGGUAAUAUUUGUCAUCUAUUGAUUUCACUGUCCUGAAAUACGAGAGCUUUGAUUUUUGUGUAUUAAUAAUGUAAUUAUAUGCCUUCAGGGUAAUCCUUGCUGCCCGGUACUUUUAGACAUUAAAUUUUACCGUUGCUUAAGCAAGAUACUUGAUACAGGUUUCAGAGUAAUUAAUCAAACUUGUUGUUUAAGACGGUUAAUUGCUGCUUCAGGUGUAUUCAGAUUCAGGUAUAGAUGACUGCUGUAUUAGAAUGCCCGAAACUGAGCAAUUAUUUUUAAACAGAGAUUUUCUAUUUUUUCUGUGUGGGGGGAGGUGUGAUUUGAUUAAUUCAGGUGCUACAGGUUCCAAUAUUUAAACAAUAUGAUAAUUAAAUGGGUAAAUGCUCCUUCAAUAGCAAAACAUAAGAUGGCAGGAAGCCAAUAUACCAUUCUUUGUUUAUUUUGUUUUUAACUAAAAUAAAAGGCCUAGUGUUAAAAACCUGGUUCUGACUCUCUGGAACUCCCUUCUUAAAACCCUUAACCUAUCAACAUUCACCUUUCUGACCAAGCUUCCGGUCCCUUAAUUAACCUUUCCUGGCUUAGCAUUUGUUUCCCCUACAUCUGUGAAGAGCUUAAAUGUUUUUAUGUUAAAGACACUAUAUAAAUGGAAGCUGUUAUUAAGGGAAAAGAAAGUUAGUUCAAGGCUCAACCAUGGAAAAGGAAGAUUGCAAUUCUGUUGGUUUGGUAUACUAGUCUUAUUAUAAAAUUACAGCUACCUUGUGGUUAGUUCACAGCAUAAAAUACAAGUUAUUUAACUGUUUUAACUAAACUAUUGAAAUGAACUCAUAUUUCUAUUUAAGUUUCUAUAUAAUUUAUAACAUCUUUUUAUUCUGUUUACAGAAACAUGGGUCAGUGUAACCACUAAAUAUUGUUUUACUAUGUUUAGUGAAUGACAAAUAACUUUGGAAAAAAUCAAUUCUUCAAGAUAAACAGUAAUCUAAACAAUGAGAUCUGUGUGUGUACAUAGGUCUAUCCAUCAGUGAAUUCAUGAGUAUCAAAGUUUUAUUGUGUAGAGCUUCUAUAAAUUGGUCAAAGGUUGAAGCUGCAACAAUUUUAAAAAUGUUAUGGCACAUGAACACUGCAGUUGUCACAGAGAAGUUCCUUCUCAUCUAAUAAGGUUAUUAUAAUUGUCAAUGUACAUUUCAAUUAAUUUUUAUGAUACAUAAAUUGUCAAAAUUUAAUUUGAAUUCUAUUAACCCCAUCCUCACCCAAAAAUGCUUUUUUGGUUAAGUAUUUGAGAAUAGGACCAGAAAUAUCCUUGGCAAUAUUAUGGAAUUGAUCAGUUCCAGCGCCUUAAGCUAUGUUGUUCCACUUGCCCAAGUUUAGAUAUUAAAUUCAGCCCUUGGAUUAAUCCCCUUGCAUGUUGAGAUGCAUUGGUCAUUUUAUAUUGCGAUGUAAUAGGAUGCUGCAUAUAAAUCUAGAACUGAAACAAUCUUGUUUUGCAGAUCAUGAACCUGAUAUGUUCUACAGACCCAAGAAUAUCUAAAUACAAAAUUCAGAUUACUACUUUUAUAUCAGGACCACUGCACCUUUUUGGGGGAUUAAAGUUGACUUCCGUUCAUGCUCAAUGGUGACAUCAAACCCUGCAGUAUGAAUCCAAAGUAUUUAGGCACAGUCUUUCAGCACUACUAAUUUGACUAAAAGUAUAGUGCUUGCUACUACUUGAUUUUCUUGAGUAUAAGAAAAAUGUUUAUAAAUUCAAGUGGUUCCUGCAUUUUUAUCACCAGUCUAGGAUAACCUCUAGUCUAAUGAUAUGGCUGUUAGAAGUAAAAAUAAAAUGGGAUUGGGACAGGACAGGUGAAGAACAGACACAAAUGCAUCACUUGCAUCUUGUGAAGUUCAUAUAAUGUUAAAGGAUUUGUGAAAGAUACAAAACUGACAUGUUUUCACUUCAUGGUGUACUGUAUAUCCAUUUUUGAAACUGUUAGGUACUGCAUUUGAAUUUGAAGCCAUAGCCUCUUUAUUACCUGUUUGUGUGUAUUAAAAAAUAUUAACUUAUAAACAUUACCUUUCUAAAAAUCUGCAAAUGCAUUUCUCUCUGCUUCAGGGGAAAUGUGCUAACAUGCAUGUAUCGGAUUGGUGCUUCUCAGGACCUCUCUCAGCAAUCUGGUUAUUGAGCUUAAUUGUAUUUUAGUGUGUGUGUGUGUGUGUAUAUAUUGUACAUAAUAUAUAUAUAUAUAUAUAUAUAUAUAUCCUUUUGCUGUUGUGUCUAAUAAACGUUAUUUAUGCAAUGUGACUUGGUGAAAAUGGGAUAGAUGGUUUUAACUGAGUUUUCUGAGUUUUAAAUUGCAAUGUAAUUUUGGCUAAAAUAAACCUCAAAUAUUGUUAGAUUAAGCUGUUUACAAUUCACUGCUGCUGCAAGUACUUGAAUACAAUGUUUAUGCCAUUGGUCGGGAAAAAAAGCUCAUUAAUUUUAUUGUAUCCAUCUUUGUUCACUUGCUGAAUAAAAGGUCAUUUGUAAUUUAUACUUUUUUUCAAAAAUAAAUUGAAUGUAACGUUA